Chinchilla lanigera (long-tailed chinchilla) is the source of this 2875-nucleotide messenger RNA. It is a transcript of the gene Palm, whose product is annotated as paralemmin. Gene Ontology annotation, biological process: negative regulation of adenylate cyclase activity; positive regulation of filopodium assembly; regulation of cell shape. NCBI's taxonomy places the organism in Eukaryota, Metazoa, Chordata, Mammalia, Rodentia, Chinchillidae. The record is from RefSeq and is a predicted model, not a curated record. Bases 87 to 1556 code for a protein of 489 amino acids. The transcript is spliced from 9 exons. Gene Ontology annotation, cellular component: membrane.
CCCCAGGGCUCCGCUCCCGGUCCCGCCGCGUGACUCCCCUCCCCGGCCAAGGUCACGGUCAGCUGGCUCCCGUCACAGCGGCAGGAAUGUCCCGGGCGCUGGGCCGCGCUGCCUGGCUGGGACCCCUCAUCCCCGCGCGUGGGACGGACACGUGCGAGCCCGCCCCCACGCAGGGCUCCCGCCAGCCCUGCCGCCCUGGCCGCUGGGCGACCUUGGGACUGUUGCGUAACCUCUCUGGACCUUUUAAAAAAAACAGCCACCCUGCAUUGCGAGGCCUCCCCAGGCCCGGGCCCCAUGAGCUCAUCGCCUGCAGCCGGAUUCUCUCACGCGCGCGCUGGAGAGGCACCCUCGGGGGCCCCCGCCGCCCACGGCCACGCGCAGCCCAGAUUUGGCUCCAAGCUCCGGUCCUGACCGCGGACACCGCAUCCCAGCAGGAGAGGCUCCAGGCCAUCGCAGAGCGGCGGAAGAGGCAGGCAGAGAUCGAAAACAAACGGCGGCAGCUGGAAGACGACAGGCGGCAGCUACAGCACCUGAAGUCCAAGGCACUGCGGGAACGCUGGCUGCUGGAGGGGACGCCGUCCUCAGCCUCUGAGGGGGACGAGGACAUGCGGAGGCAGAUGCAGGAGGACGAGCAGAGGGCCCGGCUCCUGGAGGAGUCCAUCUGCAGGCUGGAGAAGGAGAUUGGUGUGCUGGAGAGCGGAGAGGUGAAGGAGAACGCAGCUGCCCCCAGCCCAGCCCGGGCACCGGCCCCCAGCGCCACUCGGGAGGAGCCCAAGGCUGAGGUGGUGCUGAAUUCACAGCCGACCGCGGCGGGCACGCCCAAAGCAGAGCAGAGAGUCUCCAACACGCCAGUGCGCAUGGCCGACGGCUCCACCAUGAUGAAGGCAGCCAUGUAUUCGGUCGAGAUCACGGUGGAGAAGGACAAGGCAACCGGGGAGACCAGGGUGCUGUCCAGCACCACGCUGCUCCCCCGGGAGCCGCACCCGCAGGGCAUCAAGGUCUACGAGGACGAGACCAAAGUGGUCCAUGCCGUGGAUGGCACCAUGGAGAAUGGGAUUCACCCGCUCAGCUCCUCCGAGGUGGACGAACUCAUCCACAAGGCGGACGAGGUCACCCUGAGCGAGGCAGGGUCCACAGCUGGGGCAGCGGCAGAGAGCCGGGGGGCGGCGGCGGGGGAGGAGACCGUCCGGACCACGCCGCUGCGGCGGGAGAUCACUGGGGUCCAGGCCCAGCCUGGUGAGGCCACGUCGGGCCCGGCCGUCCCGCCCGGCCAGGAGCCCCCGGUCACCAUGAUCUUCAUGGGCUACCAGAACGUGGAGGACGAGGCCGAGACCAAGAAGGUGCUGGGGCUCCAAGACACCAUCACCGCGGAGCUGGUCGUCAUCGAGGACGCGGCGGAGCCCAAGGAGGCCGCGCCGCCCAACGGCAGCGCCUCGGAGGCCCCCGCCGCCCCCAGCCCCAGGGAGGAGGACCAGGCCGGGCCCGAGGCCGCCACCAGCGACCCCCAGGACCUCGAUCUGAAAAAGCAGCGCUGUAAAUGCUGCUCAAUCAUGUGAGCCGGCCCGGCCCCCAGACCCCGGCCCCGCCCUGCGUGACACAGACCCACCAGCCCGGCCCCUCCCAGCGCCCAGCGCCCGCCGCCCGCCGCCUCGCGGCCUGAGACACGCGCGUCCGCACCGGCCCCUGAGUUUUCUUUCCGCUGAAGAGGGUCGGGAUCCCGCCCGUCACCACGCCCCACACGCACCCCGCCUCUGAGCCGUGCACUUUGCACCCGGUGGGAGGGACACGGGCCGCCCACUUUUCUGGAACGAGGGCCCCUGCACCCCAAAACUUGUGGCAGCUUCACAGACGUGGCCACUGUGUCCGGCUGGAGUAGCCCAUGGCCUCUCCGCCACCCCAGGCCAAGCCUGUGCCUUUCUGCCACCUCCGAUGGUCUCUCCGAUGGGACCUGGAGUCCCAGGGUCCCCCACGAAGGCACUGGCCUCACAGGCUCGGGCAGCUGGGGGUGAGGCUGUGCUUCUUUAGGGGACAGGUUGGGCCGCCCUGGACAGCCCCAGUGGCCGUGUCCCCUGCUGGGCUUGGGCAGGUGUGCGGACCUGGGAAGCCCUGGGGCCACAUCCCCACACGGGUGUCGGUAGCCCCAGGCUGUACCUGGCCGGGGGGCCACAGACUGGGGUCUCAAACUGCUUCUUGUCCCAAGCUCCUGUCCCCACUGGGCCCCUCUUCCUCCUGGUGCUAAUUUGGGGACUUCAGGGGCCACCCCCGGCCUCUUCUCCAGCCCGGGCCUCUGGUCCUCCCAGAAAUCAGGCCCCACUGGCCAGCUCUGCUAGGCCGGGAUUGUUGCUGGGCAGGGAGGUCCCCUGGGGUGGUGCGGGAGACCCCUACUUGCCACCUGGAGUGACGUCGCAGGCCCCUCUCGCUAGAGGUGGCCUGGAGGUCCCCGCCCGGGGACAGCCACGGCGCCCCCAGCCACAUGUUCUGCACAGGCCCACGCCCCCUCUCCUCAAGGGUUGGCUUUGGGCCCUGGAUCCUGUUGACCUGGUCCCUAGGGGCCUGGUGCCCAGGGCUAAGGCCACCUUGUGGCCAGGUCACCACCUACAGCCACCACGGGGCAGGCUCAGUGGCCACCCUCGGGCCAGAGCCAAGGUCACUGUCGAGGUUCUGCUCCUCCGGUGGCCGGGGGGAGGGGCCCUCUCUGGGGGUGACCCGGGCAGCGGCCGGGGGCCCCCUCUGCUUCCUCCCUCGAGUCCGCCCGAGUCCCCGAGCUGUGAGCCUUCGCUGAAGUGCCCUUGCUGCCCCCUCUGCUUUCGGUGUGUGAUGAGGCCCCGGUGUUCUUGAUUUUCCCAGAGAAGCAAAUAAAAGUGUGAAGAGCCCA